AUGGUCAACAGCCUCUGGUUCAAGUGGAAAGGCCUCCGGCUACCCUGGCGGAAAUCCUUCUUGGUCGGCCAGGAUCUCGCCGGAAACACAUUCUGGGAAUUCAAGGAUCAAUUAAAUGCCGGUCGAUACAGACGGAUCGUUAAAUUCGACCCUAAAACACACUACGGAGAUGUUCAGGUUACUCCGCAAUGGCAUCAAUGGCUCCGAUACGUCCGACCGACACCCCCGACCAUCGAAGAACAGCGGCAAGACCUAGUUCGCCAGGCGCAAAUGAAAGAACUCGCCCGACUCGCCGACGAGCGCUGGGCCAGCAAACCCUCCUUCCUCGAUAAACCAAAGACUCAGCAACAGACCCCCGGAAUUGGUGCGGAGCCCGCGACCAAUGCAAACACCGGACCAGUCCCUGUUUCUGCCGAUGCACCUUCAUCUUCUACUCGAGCGCCACAACCCAACCCUACAAGCACGCCACCGAAGACCCGCAAGGAAGAGAACCCGUGGGCAAAGGCAGACAGACAGGUCCCUGGGGGUAAUUACCAGCCUGAGGCAUGGUCUCCUACUUCCAAACGGUGA
This is a messenger RNA of Penicillium pulvis, 570 nucleotides long. RefSeq lists its product as uncharacterized. Bases 1 to 570 code for a protein of 189 amino acids. Gene Ontology annotation, biological process: mitochondrial respiratory chain complex I assembly. The transcript has 3 exons. Gene Ontology annotation, cellular component: membrane. The record is from RefSeq and is a predicted model, not a curated record. NCBI's taxonomy places the organism in Eukaryota, Fungi, Ascomycota, Eurotiomycetes, Eurotiales, Aspergillaceae.